AUGAAUAGUGGAGCUCCACCGGCUGGCAGUCCGCCGCGGCCACCACAGCAGAGGCCAGUGCCGCGGCCGGCUCUUCACGGACCAGCGCUGCCAGGAUUGCAACAGCCACAGCCAGUACAGAAACCACAGCCACCACACCAGCAGCAGAUUGGUCAACGUCCACCAGUAACGCAGCAUACACCGCCAAGACCUUUCCGGCCACCACAGCACCUGCCUCAGCAGCCCAGCCAGCAAACCAGGCCACGGCCAUUGCCACCACAGACCAGCUCACGGCCAGCAAAGCCUUUGGGACUGCCAAUGCAUAGUCCAAUUCGACCGCCAGCAGCACGGACAAUACAGAGCCCGCCUCAGCAACAGAAUGUAGCGCGUGGUGGGCGGCCGCCAACACAGAGACCUGUGCAGAGUUCCUCGCCACGGCCGAUUCAGGCACACGCACUGCGACCAGCCUCACCGGCGACCCAACGUGUAGCACAGCCACCACAGAAGCAGGGGUCGUGGCCAGCUGAGUCCUCACCGCAGCAGCCAAUCCAGAGAUCGGAUGCUCAGUCGCCGCCGCGGCCAUCACCGAAUCACUCGCAAAGGCCGGUACUGAGUCCCAGCCAGCGACCGAUCUCACGGCCAAGGAGUCAGCCAACAACACAGCGGCCAGCGAAUCCAACCCUGAGGCCCCAGAAUGAUCCGACCAAAGUCAUAAUGAAGCAGGAACUUAACCCACCAGUAUAUCGGCCGGUCCCGCGAUCCCCUGCCCAAGCACCGGUUCAACCGCCACCGAAGCCAACCCAGCGGCAUUCGCCGUUGUCACCACAGAGGAUAUCACAACAACAGGCCCCGAAGCCAGUACGACCACUGUCGCCGCCACCAAAGACACCGGGACAGGUUUCUGCGCGGCCAACACAACAGCAGCCUUUGAGGCCAGUACAGACAUCGGCUCUGAAUCCUCUGUCCCCAAACUCUCGAGACCAGGCUCCCAUUAAGCUGACAGCGCCAAAAGAGGCAGCUACAGCACCAAAGCCUGAUAACGAGCCGCUUCGACAGCCGGUAGCAAAAGCCGCCGAGCAAGCAAAUAGCAAGUCUCAGCCUCCUCCAAGACAGCUGGGCGGCAAGCAGAAAUCGGGAUCGGAGCAGCAGCCAGUAGUGAUCACGGCCAAGCAAACGAGUGGCCAGCCUGGGCAUCCUGCACCAACACCGAAAAGUCGGCCAGAGCCAACCGAGAAAAAGCAGCCGAUAAUAAGGGUAGCUGGCCAGAUUAGUCAGCAUUCGCAACAGCCUGAGUCUCGACCAGGACCACCGUCGAAGAAGCGUCCUGCGGAGCCUGCACCAGAGCCAUCUCGUGCCAAGCGAGUGUGUCCUACCGACUGGGACGAUAAGGCAAGGACACGAGUGGAGUGCAUUCUGCGCGAGCAGCUGGAUUUGGAGCUCUACUUGAAGCAGAAGGAGAUCAACACCAUCACCGAGCGUCUGCAGCAGAGCGAGGCCAUGCUAAGCGUCAUCGAGAGCGCAAUCCGAUCACAACAGUUCGAGGAGCAGCAGGGCCAGAUCGCAUCGACAAAUACGGCCGAUGGAUACUACAGCUACUUCCAUGAGAUGAUGGAGUCGUCGGGUAAUCGCGGCCAGUACCCCGUGCGGAAUGCAUUGCCGCCAAGCAGCGGCUAUUCGUACCGGCAACGGCCGCGGCGAGCCGCAGCACAGGCAGCACAGUACAUGAUGGAUCCGAGCGGCACCUUGUAUGCACGGCGAAACGACGGGCAGACUGUGCGCAUGGUCUGUCUGGACUGCCGACGUGACGAGUUUGCCAGCAUGCAGAGCUUCCUGAACCAUUCAAGGCUGCAGCACGGACUGGAAUUUCCUAACUCUGAAGAGGCGAUUUCUGUGUGUGGCGUUGUGGACGACUUGGGCUCUGACGAGGACAGUGACGAGCAUCCCAAGGUGAGCCGAGCCACUGGGUCCCAGGCGCCACUCAAGGAGUCACAGCUCUCGGUGCUCUCGGCUAAUCUGAAUGCCGAGCAGAAGAACAGCAUCACCGAUGCACUUGAGUUCAUCAACAAGCCGCGUGUACCCGACGUCGAGAGUAGCGAUGACGACAGUGACUCGGACAGUCAAGCUGAUAGACACAGCAACAAGCAGCAGAGAUCCAAGGCCGGAUCAGCAAAGUCCAGAGCCACUGCUGUUGCUGUUGCUGCAUCUGCAGAGAAUGCACCAGCACCCCUGGGCGACACCCGGUUCCACGUCAUUCGUAGAGUCAUGCUGGGCAACACGUCCCGGUAUUUUGAGCCAGAAGCCCGGCCAGCGGGCAAGGAAAACAGCACACACAAGUGGACAAUCUACCUGCGCAACAAGCCCGGCGAGCAGCCGAUCGAGCAGUAUGUGAAGCGCGUGCGGGUGUUUCUGCACCCGUCGUACCGGCCAGACGACAUUGUUGAUCUGUCACAACCAAAGUUCGAGCUUACGCGGUGGGGCUGGGGCGAGUUUCCGGUGCGUGUCCAGAUCUUUUUUGUCGACAAGCGCAACAAGCCAGUCGACCUGAUCCACUUGCUCAAGCUGGACAACGACUGGUCUGGCAACACGGUGCUGGGCGCCGAGAAGCCUAUUGAUUUCGAGAUCGAUCGACGCGGACUAGCUACUGGCGAUUCGGCAGUGCUCAGCAAUGAGCCAGAACCACUGCCGCCACCACCAUCGAACCCGUUGCUACAGCAGCUGUUUGCUGAACUGUGUCGGGUGUUCCCACUGGUGCUGGCCGAUGCACUGCCACAUGAUGCAAAACAGCCCGAGGUUCCAGAGCAGAUCCUCGAGCUGGUGUCACCUAAGAUUAUCGAAAGGUGGACGUGGGGAGUUGCCGUCACGAGCGAGAUCUGGAGAGAGUCGUGGCCGUUAGGCAGGCGUCUAGCUGCCGAAGCCCAUCGGAACCGCGCCCUGAUGGCUACACUGAGGUCGGCAGGGAUUGCUGAGGUCCUGGGCGCUAGUGGAGGCUCUGUAAAUACACCGGCUGAGUCCUCUGCCUCUGUCGCUGCCACCGGCUUAUCUGAGCGGGUCGUAAGGUCGUUCCAAGCGAUUCUAACUGCGGCCGGAGUCGAUUCCAAAGCUACCGAGGAUGUUCUUAAAUCAGUUCGAGCGGCAGCCACCAAGCAGCACCAGCAGAGCGCCGAUAUGCUGAGCCUGUGGCUGAAGAGUAAUAUUACAAAGCCGCUUCGGGCUGACAAGGAGCGUGGACCACACAAGGCAGAGUAUGCGUGGUCGCUGAAACGGUGGUUGCGCAGCAAUGGGUUUGUCCCGAUGCCAGCACUGAGCAGUACCGAGGAGAAGGUGUAUCUGGCGGACUCUGCCUACGCGUACAUGGCGACUGCUGGUGCAAAAGAGGCCGAGCGGCUUGAGCAGCUGGCUAAACACAGAAACCAUGGGGGCGAUAUACAGUCCCGACCAGCGACGGUCCCUAGGUACCGGUUCUUCUGCCAUGGAUGCGGGGCACUGGAGUCGCGCGACGACCCACGGUUCAUUGUGCGCAACGGCGAGCUGGUCAUGGAUGCUGGUAGCACUCUGCCGCCAAUCUCAUACUGCAGCGACCAAUGCGAGAAUCUUGCAGCAACCUCUGUCUCGACGAUAUCGGCGGCGGCAAAUGCACUGGCGAAGCUGCCACAAGGGUGGGAUGCGACUGAGGAGGAGGAUGAAGACGCAAUGCUGAUGAUCGACGACGAUGCUGCCGCGUAUUCCAACGCUGCCACACCGCUGCCGUCGCGUCCGUCGUCGCCGCACGGCCAUGCUGGCUUUGUGGAUGAGAACAUUGCAAAGAUUGCUGGGCUAUUGCGCCAGUUUAACUCGGACAACCAGAGCGAGCGACAGAGCGAGGACCAGGCAGCCAAGCCAGAGCACAAGGACGAGGACCAGAAGGCCACUGCCCCAUCCUAUGACAACGAUGACGGCAAUGAAGACACCGAUGACGAGCGCGACAUGGAUACCGCUGAUGCUAAUGCAGUCAACGAUAUGGAGAUCGACUGGAUCUGGUCGACUCUGCGGCCCCUGAAAUUGCGAUGUGCGCCUGCAUCGCGAUUUCUGGAGGCAGAUCUGGCCAAGCCACGGGCAGGUGGAAAAGCGGGCUCUGAGAGCGCAGCUGCCUCGGGCUCAUGGGUGCAGCUGCCAAACUCGAGCGACGAGGCGUUUGGCGAGGCGCUGGACCAGCGUCUGGUGGUGGGCCGCCUGCUGCUUGAUGUCGCAAAGCUGUUCAUGCGGGACUUGAUUGGUGCGUCGGACCGAGCGAUGCGCCAGAACCGAGCGGCUGUGGUUGGGCAGCAGCAGAGCAAGUCUUCGGAAACCCCACCCGAGGAUGGCGGUGGCGAUAGCCGGCUGUUGAUGAUGAAUCCGCUUCAUGUGCUGUCGGCUGUCAAGCGAGACCCCAAGUCGUUUGACGUGUGCUCCAACGCGUACUUGGCCGAUGAACUGGAGCCCUAG
Molecule: messenger RNA, 4440 nt
Organism: Linderina pennispora
Lineage: Eukaryota; Fungi; Kickxellomycota; Kickxellomycetes; Kickxellales; Kickxellaceae
Exons: 1
Coding region: 1-4440 (1479 amino acids)
Biological process (GO): chromatin remodeling; regulation of transcription by RNA polymerase II
Cellular component (GO): NuA4 histone acetyltransferase complex
Molecular function (GO): histone binding
Source: RefSeq, a predicted model, not a curated record